Molecule: messenger RNA, 879 nt
Organism: Morchella importuna
Lineage: Eukaryota; Fungi; Ascomycota; Pezizomycetes; Pezizales; Morchellaceae
Exons: 5
Coding region: 1-879 (292 amino acids)
Biological process (GO): vesicle fusion with Golgi apparatus; Golgi to vacuole transport; intracellular protein transport
Cellular component (GO): Golgi apparatus; ER to Golgi transport vesicle membrane; SNARE complex
Molecular function (GO): SNAP receptor activity; SNARE binding
Source: RefSeq, a predicted model, not a curated record
AUGUGCUCAGCCACACAGCGCCGAUGCCAAGGGCAGCGACAGGCGUCUUCGUCUCUGCAAGCAUCUCCAGGCCCAGGUAGGACCCGUCCGUCCAGUCCGCCCAUAUAUCCAUCCCAUCACCACAACUCACUCACCUCCCUCACCCACAACCACCACCACCACCACCACCACCAACCAACAGCCACCAUGUCCAACCCCCUCGACACCGACCCCGGCUCCGAGCUGCUCGCCUCCUACGAGGCCGACUUCAAGCUUACCCAAGCCGACAUCUCCCAAAAGCUCGACCAGAUCCCGGACCUACAGGGCGAGCCCCGCAAGGCCGCCAUCCGCGCCGCCGAGCGUGCUGUCGACGAGGCCGACGAGAUCAUUGGCCAAAUGACCCUCGAGCUCUCCAACAUCCCCUCCACGCUCCGAAACAAGAUCAAACCCCGCCUCCGCAACUACACGCACGACCUCGACGUCUCCCGCUCCACGCUGCUCAAGCUCUCGCAGAACAGCGACCGCGCCACCCUCUUCGGCGGCCGCGGCGGCAGCGGCGGUGCCGGGGGCAGCGGUGACGCCGUCGUGGACCAGCGGCAGCAGCUGCUGAGCGGGACGGACCGGCUGGAGCGGUCCUCGCAGCGGCUGCGCGACAGCCAGCGGCUGGCGAACGAGACGGAGGGCAUUGGCGCGAGCAUCCUGGGCGACCUGUAUGCGCAGAGGAGCCAGAUUGAGAAUACCCAUAAUACGCUGAAUGAUAGUGAGCGCUACUUGGAUAGGAGUAUCAAGACGCUGAGGGGGAUGGCGCGUAGGAUGGCUACAAAUCGGAUGAUUACGAUUGCAAUCAUAACGGUGCUUGUGUUGCUGAUUAUGGCGGUCAUUGUGUCAAAGUUUCGUUAG